Molecule: messenger RNA, 4524 nt
Organism: Passer montanus (Eurasian tree sparrow)
Lineage: Eukaryota; Metazoa; Chordata; Aves; Passeriformes; Passeridae
Product: sodium channel protein type 2 subunit alpha
Exons: 20
Coding region: 394-4524 (1376 amino acids)
Biological process (GO): membrane depolarization during action potential; neuronal action potential; sodium ion transmembrane transport
Cellular component (GO): voltage-gated sodium channel complex; axon; plasma membrane
Molecular function (GO): voltage-gated sodium channel activity
Source: RefSeq, a predicted model, not a curated record
CAUAAAAUAAAGGUUUGGGCAAGAAGCAUCAGCAAAAGUAAACAAUGCUAUUUUAUGUAGGGUUGAGAUAUAGCAUGAAUAAUAAAAAAAUCACUUGUUUUGGCAUAAACAAUGUGUUUGGUAUUAUCUACUUUUUAUUUUUUUACACUAUAAAAUAAGUAUAAACUUACAUAUUCUCAUUCAUCUUUCCAAAUAAUAAGGCUUUUCUUUAAAAUUAUUGUGUCACAAAUUACUAGUCUUUUUGCAUGAUAUCUUUAUCAAGAAAAAAGCCACAUGAUUUUUUUGUGUGUGUUUAGUAUCUAUUUAGCAUCAUAAUAAAAAUCUUUUCUUUUUGCAGGCUUGAAGACUAUAGUAGGAGCCCUGAUUCAGUCUGUGAAGAAGCUCUCGGAUGUGAUGAUCCUGACUGUGUUUUGUCUGAGUGUAUUUGCACUGAUAGGGCUGCAGCUGUUCAUGGGCAACCUGAGGAAUAAAUGCCUGCAGUGGCCUCCAGACAAUUCUACUUUUGAAACAACUGUUAUUUCCAUCUUUAAUAGCUCUAUAGGUGAAAAUGGUACAUUUAUUAAUGCAACAAUGACAACAUUUAACUGGGAUGAAUACAUCGAAGACAAAAGUCAUUUCUACUUCUUGGAAGGACAAAAUGAUGCACUGCUGUGUGGCAAUAGCUCAGAUGCAGGUCAAUGCCCAGAAGGAUAUAUAUGUGUGAAAGCUGGUAGAAACCCCAACUAUGGCUACACAAGUUUUGAUACAUUCAGUUGGGCAUUCUUGUCACUGUUUCGAUUGAUGACUCAGGACUUUUGGGAGAAUCUUUACCAGCUGACACUGCGUGCUGCUGGGAAGACAUACAUGAUAUUUUUUGUUCUGGUGAUUUUCCUGGGUUCUUUCUAUCUAAUUAACUUGAUCCUGGCUGUGGUUGCCAUGGCCUAUGAAGAACAGAACCAAGCAACAAUGGAAGAAGCAGAGCAGAAAGAGGCAGAAUUUCAGCAAAUGCUGGAACAACUGAAAAAGCAACAGGAAGAAGCUCAGGCGGCGGCAGCAGCUGCAGCAGCUGACUCAAGAGAUUAUAGUGGAGUAGGUGGAAUAGGUGGAUUCUCCGAAAGUUCUUCUGAGGCAUCAAAACUGAGCUCAAAGAGUGCUAAAGAGAGAAGGAAUAGAAGAAAGAAAAAAAAGCAAAAAGAACAAUCUGAAGGCGAGGAGAAGGAUGGGGAAGAAUUUCACAAAUCGGCAUCAGAGGACAGCAUCAAAAAGAAAGGCUUCCGAUUUUCCAUUGAGGGGAAUAGACUGACAUACGAAAAGAGAUUCUCUUCCCCACACCAGUCUUUGCUGAGCAUUCGUGGCUCCCUGUUUUCCCCAAGGCGCAACAGCAGAACAAGUCUUUUCAGCUUCAGAGGUCGAGCAAAGGAUGUAGGAUCAGAAAAUGACUUUGCUGAUGAUGAGCACAGCACUUUUGAAGACAACGAGAGCAGAAGAGAUUCUCUCUUUGUCCCUCAUAGACACGGUGAACGGCGCAACAGUAACAUUAGCCAGGCCAGUAGGUCAUCCAGAACAAUUCCUGCACUUCCAGCAAACGGGAAGAUGCACAGCACUGUGGAUUGCAAUGGAGUGGUGUCUUUAGUUGGUGGGCCGCCAGCUUUGACAUCGCCUACGGGACAGCUUCUGCCAGAGGUGAUGAUUGAUAAAGCAGCCACUGCUAGCAACGGCACUACUACAGAAACUGACUUAAGAAAGAGACAUUCUAGUUCUUACCAUGUUCCUAUGGACUACCUAACAGACCCUAGUGCAAGGCAAAGAGCAAUGAGUAUAGCCAGCAUGCUUACAAACACAAUGGAAGAACUGGAAGAAUCCAGACAGAAAUGUCCACCAUGCUGGUAUAAAUUUGCUAACACUUGCUUGAUUUGGGACUGCUGUACUCCCUGGCUGAAAGUCAAACAUAUAGUAAAUUUGAUUGUGAUGGACCCAUUUGUUGAUCUGGCCAUUACCAUCUGCAUCGUCCUGAACACCCUGUUCAUGGCCAUGGAGCACUACCCAAUGACAGAACAGUUUAGUGGGGUGCUUUCAGUAGGAAACCUUGUGUUUACUGGAAUUUUCACAGCAGAAAUGUUUCUCAAGAUAAUUGCCAUGGAUCCUUAUUAUUAUUUCCAAGAGGGCUGGAAUAUUUUUGAUGGUUUUAUUGUGAGUCUUAGUUUAAUGGAACUUGGCCUUGCAAACGUAGAAGGAUUAUCUGUCCUUCGGUCAUUCCGAUUGCUUCGAGUUUUCAAACUGGCAAAAUCUUGGCCAACUCUAAAUAUGCUGAUUAAGAUUAUUGGCAACUCAGUGGGGGCUCUGGGGAAUCUGACCCUGGUGCUGGCCAUCAUCGUGUUCAUUUUCGCUGUGGUUGGGAUGCAGCUCUUUGGGAAAAACUACAAGGAAUGCGUCUGCAAAAUUGCAAGUGACUGUGUGCUCCCUCGCUGGCACAUGCACGACUUUUUCCACUCCUUCCUGAUUGUAUUCCGAGUGCUGUGUGGAGAAUGGAUAGAAACCAUGUGGGACUGCAUGGAGGUUGCUGGCCAAGCCAUGUGCCUUAUUGUUUUCAUGAUGGUCAUGGUCAUUGGAAACCUAGUGGUACUCAACCUAUUUCUGGCCUUGCUGCUGAGCUCAUUUAGUUCAGACAACCUUGCUGCUACUGAUGACGACAAUGAAAUGAACAAUCUCCAGAUUGCUGUAGCAAGGAUUCAGAAAGGCAUAGAUUAUGUGAAGAGAAAAGUGCGUGAAUUCAUCCAAAAAGCCUUUGUUAGAAAACAGAAAGCUUUAGAUGAAAUCAAACCUCUUGAAGACCUGAACAAUAAAAAAGACAGCUGUAUUUCCAACCAUACAAUAGUAGAUAUAGGUAAAAACCUUGCCUAUCUCAAAGACGGGAAUGGAACUACCAGUGGCAUAGGCAGCAGUGUAGAAAAAUAUGUUGUUGAUGAAAGUGAUUACAUGUCAUUCAUAAACAACCCAAGUCUCACCGUGACAGUGCCCAUUGCUGUUGGAGAAUCAGAUUUUGAAAAUUUAAACACAGAGGAGUUCAGCAGUGAAUCAGACCUGGAAGAAAGCAAAGAGAAAUUGAAUGCAUCCAGUUCAUCAGAAGGCAGCACAGUUGAUAUUGGACUACCUCCAGAAGGUGAACAGCCAGAAGCAGAACCAGAAGAAGUUCUAGAACCAGAAGCUUGUUUCACAGAAGGUUGUGUACGGAGAUUCAAAUGCUGUCAAGUCAGUGUAGAAGAAGGAAAGGGGAAAAUCUGGUGGAAUCUUAGGAAAACCUGCUAUAAGAUUGUUGAACAUAACUGGUUUGAGACCUUCAUAGUCUUCAUGAUUCUUCUCAGCAGUGGUGCUCUGGCAUUUGAAGAUAUCUACAUAGAACAACGUAAAACUAUCAAGACCAUGCUGGAAUAUGCUGACAAAGUUUUCACCUAUAUCUUCAUUCUGGAAAUGCUUUUAAAAUGGGUUGCUUAUGGCUUUCAAACCUAUUUCACUAAUGCAUGGUGCUGGCUGGACUUCCUGAUUGUUGAUGUCUCUUUGGUUAGCUUAACAGCUAAUGCCUUGGGCUACUCAGAACUUGGUGCGAUUAAAUCCCUUAGGACACUAAGAGCUUUGAGACCUCUAAGAGCCUUGUCGCGAUUUGAAGGGAUGAGGGUUGUGGUGAAUGCCCUGUUAGGAGCAAUUCCAUCUAUUAUGAAUGUGCUUCUUGUUUGCCUUAUAUUCUGGCUGAUAUUUAGUAUCAUGGGAGUAAAUCUAUUUGCUGGAAAGUUUUACUACUGUGUUAACACUACAACUGAUGAGAGAUUUGAUAUCAGCCAAAUUAACAACUUUAGUCAAUGUGAGGAGCUCAUACAAAACAAUGAAACUGCCCGGUGGAAGAACGUGAAGGUUAACUUUGACAACGUAGGCCUUGGUUACCUUUCUCUGCUCCAAGUGGCUACAUUUAAAGGAUGGAUGGAUAUCAUGUACGCAGCUGUGGAUUCUCGGAAUGUUUUGGAUCAGCCCAAGUAUGAAGAUAACCUGUACAUGUAUCUUUACUUUGUCAUCUUUAUCAUCUUUGGAUCCUUUUUUACCUUAAACCUUUUUAUUGGUGUCAUCAUAGACAAUUUCAACCAGCAGAAAAAGAAGUUUGGAGGUCAAGACAUUUUCAUGACAGAAGAACAGAAGAAAUACUACAAUGCAAUGAAAAAAUUGGGUUCCAAGAAACCACAAAAGCCUAUACCUCGACCAGCAAACAAAUUCCAAGGCAUGGUCUUUGAUUUUGUAACAAAACAAGCAUUUGAUAUCAGUAUCAUGAUACUCAUCUGCCUUAACAUGGUCACAAUGAUGGUAGAAACAGAUGACCAGAGUGAAGAAAUGGAAAACAUUUUAUAUUGGAUUAACCUGGUGUUUAUUGUACUUUUCACUGGAGAAUUUGUCCUGAAAUUGAUUUCACUUCGUCAUUACUACUUUACUAUAGGUUGGAAUAUUUUUGAUUUUGUGGUUGUCAUUCUCUCCAUAGUAGGUAAGAGCAACUCAUUUUUAUGA